Ectocarpus siliculosus is the source of this 1656-nucleotide messenger RNA. The record is from the annotation of a GenBank genome assembly. Lineage: Eukaryota; Phaeophyceae; Ectocarpales; Ectocarpaceae.
UGUGACUGUGGCGGUAGUAGUCAUGUACCAUCGCGUGUUAGUGGCGGGAAGAGUCGGGUCGGUUGUAGCAGGGAGGCAUGGCGUGAUUGCAGGUGGCCCCGUGCAUCACACACAACGCGGCAUGACCGCCGUUGUCCGAGGUUCGGCAGCAGCUUUGCCGGGGAAGCGAUGGGCACAGCAGCCGCACUACCAGGGACACCAGCAGGCGUGCGGCCUGUCGAGCAACGCUUCUCAGAAGCCUGCGGACGGCGCCGAGGGAGAGGGGUCCAAGGCGAGGCGCACGGAGGAGCAGGCGAAGAAGGUGGCGGAGCACAAGGCCGCGGAGAUGGAGUACAGGCUCAGGAUGACGGCCCUGAGGAAGGAGGUCCAGCGGGAGGUAAAGGACAAGCGAGAAGCCGAUGCAGUGACCGCCGCCCUGGAGCGCCGCCGUAUCGCCAAGAGGCAGGCCGCCGCUCGCGCCGAGCGAAAGAGGAAGGCCGCCAUCAGCAUCGCGUUGAACGAAGAGAGGAAGCAACAGCUCAAGGAAAACUAUGAGGCUGGAUACAGGGAGAGUGCUCGAGUAUUUUUCGAGCGGGAAGAACGCAAGAAAAACAUUCACGCGAUCCUGUUAGAGGAGCUGGAGGCCGAGAGCGAGCACUGGAUCAACACGCCAGAAGACGUGACCGCCAAGAUCACCGACGACCUCUGGGAGGCGCCGGGGAACAACACGGCGAAGGGACAGAUCAGCAUGCCGGACGAGCACCUCUGGCGGUUCUCCGCGGACGUGGGGCUCUACAACCAGGAGGAGGACCCGUCGGAGCGCGACCCCUACCUCCGGUCCCGGAUGUACUCCCGCAUGCAAGAGAUGCACACGGCGGGGACGUACGCGAGAGAGCGCCGCACCCGCUGGGACAACGACACGAGGGGCCUCCUCAAGGAGGCAGACCGACUCCUCCGAAAGAAGCGGCCGGGGCCGCCGGGGUACAUGUCGCGGCUGGAGUCGUCGGGCAAGGCGACCCAGUGGAAACCCAUGGAGGCGCAAUUCGGCGACGAGUGACCCACCCACUCCCGGCGGGCGGGCGGAGCAAGGGGCGUCGGCCAGUAUGGAGAGGCCGGCGCUCGGUGUGGUGGCGUGCUUUUGAGGGUCGCCCGUUGUGUAGACGCAAAUGCUGUGGUUUGGCAAGACGGGGUUGGGUGGUGUCUUCUAGCGCAUGCUCGUGCAAAACGGUACUAUUAGCCUCUGUUGGUGGUUGUUCAGUCUUGGCGGGCCAUCAGUAAAGCGGCUCCAUUCACUCCGGCCACCCCGUGCGCGUCUUUCUGUCCCUAUAACUGCGACCGAGACGGAGCAGGGGUGCCUGGUUGCUUUGGAUCGAAACAGAUCUCGUAUGGGUCCGGUAUCUUUGCUGCGUCGCAUGUUUUACGUGAGGAAUGUUAGCUCGUGAUAGCAGCAGAGUGGACGGAGGAACCCUUUUGCUGUUUGUGUUUCAUACGAACGGGAAUAUUUUUUGGGCAGCCAUAGCCGACGGGUCCCGGGGCAAAAGGCCAUGAGUGUGUCGAUUCUCACGCUUGAGCUCAAAAUCAAACUUUUCUCUUGAGUCAUCUCCCUCUUUAGGACAUGAAAUACCCUUUUUCGCGGGAGGCGUACCGGUGAGAUGGCUCGAUACCACGUAAGCCUUU